UUUGGUGAAAAAACUCCCUCUGAGACUUUUCUAUUGUAUAGAUCUGAUACUGGUAAAAAUGUUCAUAUUUACAUUGAAGUUCACCGUGCAAUGCAACCAGACACCUUUCGGUUGUAUUUACUAACAUCAGGAUUAGUGAUUGAGAUACCUAAAACGGAAGAUUGUACAAUGGAAGGAUAUGGUGUGGAUUUUUCUUCUAACCAUUGCUCUUCAAAUCAGCCCAUACUUUAUGUUGUGGCUCCAAAAGAUUUCAUAACACAAAAGGAAAUUGAAUGUGGUCAGUCUACAUAUAAUCCUCCACCAUCUCCUGAUCAUUCACCAGCAUGGAGUGAAGAAAAUUUUGAAUUUGAAAGUCUUCCUAAUUCUGAAAGUUAUGUCGGUUUAGUAAAUCAAGCAAUGACAUGUUACUUAAAUAGUUUACUACAGGCAUUGUAUAUGACUCCUGAAUUUCGAAAUGCAUUAUACAAUUGGGAAUAUGUAGAUGGAUCAGAAAAAGAUGAAGCUAAUAGUAUUCCAUAUCAAAUGCAGAAAUUAUUUUUAAAUUUACAGACAUCAACAAAAUCAGCAGUGGAAACUACAGCAUUAACAAAAAGCUUUGGUUGGGAUUCCACCGAAGCUUGGCAACAACAUGAUAUUCAAGAACUUUGUAGAGUCAUGUUUGAUGCUUUAGAAUUGAAAUUUAAAAAUACAGAACAAGCUGAUUUAAUAAAUAGAUUAUAUGAAGGAAAAAUGAUUGAUUAUGUUAAAUGUCUUGAAUGUGGUACUGAAAAAACCAGAGAAGAUACUUUUCUGGAUAUCCCAUUACCAGUAAGACCAUUUGCUAGCAAUGUAGCAUAUAAUAGCGUGGAAGAGGCCUUAAGAGCGUUUGUUCAGUAUGAAACUUUAGAAGGAAGUAAUCAGUAUCAUUGUGAAAAAUGUAACAAAAAAUGUGAUGCUCAUAAAGGGUUAAAAUUCACAAAAUUCCCAUAUCUUUUGACACUUCACCUUAAACGAUUUGAUUUUGAUUUCAAAACCUACCACAGAAUUAAACUUAAUAAUAAGGUUACUUUUCCAGAUAUAUUAAAUUUAAAUCCCUUUAUUACUUCUACUAUGCCAAGUCAAGAAUGUCCGAACAGUGAUGAAAAUAUUGGUUCAGUAAAAUCCGACGAAAAUUCGAUAACAGAUAGGGGUACAUUAGAUGAUGACUCUCCUUCCUGUGAAAAUAGUAUUCCUAAUAGUAAUCAUUCAACAAAUCAUGACCAAGAUGCUGAUGAAGGCAUAGACAUGAGUAAUGGACCUUCAACAUCGAAUUGCACUGUGCAUAAUCAUGAAAACGAAAAAAAUCGUAAUAGUAAUGCAGCAAAGGGACCUUAUAAUUAUGAAUUAUUUUCAAUUAUGAUUCAUAGUGGUAGUUCUAGUGGUGGGCAUUACUAUGCUUAUAUAAAAGAUUUUAGAACACAAGAAUGGCUGUGUUUCAACGAUCAAAGUGUAACUCAGAUAACUCAUGAUGAUAUUCAGAAAACGUAUGGCGGUGGUUCUACUAGGCCAUACUACAAUAGUGCUUGCAGUAGUACCAAUGCAUACAUGCUCAUGUAUAGACAAAUUGAUCCCGCUCGUAAUGCUUUACCUAUGCGUGUAUUCGAGUUUCCAGUACAUAUACAGGAAUUAUUAAAAAAAAUGAAAGAAAAUGAGGAUAAUGCCAGAAAGCGUUGUUCGUUAGUACUUAAACUAGCAAUAUAUUGCCAGCGUCCUAACGAUGAUAAAAAACUGUGUGUUAAACUCAACUUUUCGCCUUUUGCAACUUUGGCUGAAAUCACAAAGGACGUUUAUACAUAUUUUUGCUGGGACGGAAUAGUGAGUUUAAAACAGUGUCGUUUAGUGUCUUAUGAUCACUACAAUGACGUAAUCGAGGAUACCUACGAAGGGAGAGAGCAUGAGACACUAGGAAGUAUUAUUGGUAAUCGAUUGAUUCGAAACAGUUUAUUGUUAGAAAUAUACGAUAAAGAACAAAAAUUCGUGCCAUAUCUAGAAAUUCAUAUUGUAACCAAAGUAUGUGUCGUUGACGUAGCUAAGAAAAAACUUGUAGAAGGGCCAAAAACUGUACAAGCUUUACAUACACAAACAGUGAGAGAAUAUAAACAAAUGGUAGGAAAACUUGUUGAUAUGAAUCCAGACGAGAUGAAAAUAGUCUUACGAAAGCAUGGAACAAGUACGAUUAUAAUCGUACGAAAUGAUGACGUUGACCUGCAGACUGCAGAGUUUUGUAAUGCAGUAAGUGUGUUCAUAUGUAAUAAACGUGAUACAGAGUGUGAAUCUUUCCUUGAAGCAGCAAUAAAUGGAAUUGCAGAACAGUUAGAAAACAUUAUUACAUUAUGUAUAAGGUUACCUCUUAAUCCAAAUAAAGCAUACAUAGAAGAAUUGUAUAAAGGUUUAAGAGAAUCUGUUUUAAGAAGAAAACGUAGAACUGACGGUUCAUCCAAAACAAACGUUAACGAAUCGCAUCGUGAUGCUGGUUUAAAAUGUAAUGAGGUUCCAAAGAGCGGAAAAUCUGUUGAAGAUGCUCCUGCAAGGAAUGCAAGUCCGCAAUUAGGAGAAGGCGAGGAAUGGCAUACUCCUGAACAGAGCAAUAGCGAAGAUAGUAGUCUCAGUGAUAGUGAUAAAACUUUAGUGGGAGAUGCACCAGGAGAUGAUGAUUUUCAAUUACCUUAUUUUCCACCAAGUACGAGUAAUCGUACCGGUAAAAAGUUAAAUCUAUUUCGACGUGAUAACUGGAUUACUUCCACUGAUUCUACGGACUACUAUUUUAAGGUCACUUCAGUCACAAGUUAUAACGAGAAAAUUUUGAUAGUACUAAGCGACAAAAGAAUAAGCUAUAACAGCUUAAAGGAACGAUUAGAACCACAUGUCGGUGUACCCACAAAUUUUUUCAAAAUUUGCCGCCUGUUUGAGGAAUGUGGCGAAUCAGACUGUAGUUCGUUAAUUGACCUUGUUUCUUACCGGGAUGGUGAAACGCUUUGGAUAGAGAUAGGACGGGCUUUACGUAAUGGUGAAUUUAAAGUAAAAUUGUAUCAGUUUUUCCUUGGUCCAAGCGAGCCUUAUAAAUACUUAUUCGAUUGGAUCGUUUCGGACGACAUGACUGUCAGACAAGCGAAAAAAGAGAUUCUCGCAGAAAUGAAGAAAAGAUAUAAUAUUGAAAUUCCAUAUGAGAGAUGUCGAUUGAGGAAAAAAAGCUUCAUGUUAGAUUCAAAAGUAUUUUUAGACCAUCAGAAAUUCGAGGAAUUAAAUUUUUAUUUAUCAGAAAUGAUGAUACAAGAGUUACCUGAUAAAGACCCAUUUACCAAUAGCAAUCAAGCUAUUGUAUUCGUCCGGCGAUGGUACUCUACAAAAAAUCAACUUGGACCUCCUCAGGAAAUUGUUUUGGAUGAAAAGACUGUAGCAGAAAUGUUGAAAAAAUUGUCUUUACUAUCUGAUAUACCUGAAAAAUAUAUAAAUAUAGCAAGAGGAAAGGGUUUCAAACAUCAUAUACACAGUGAUUUAGAGUUUAAUGUGUUAAGGGUUGAUGCUGACCUUAAUCUUGAAGAUGGUACUAUGUUUUUAUACCAAGAUAACAGGGGGGAAACUUCAGAAGAUUUUAUGCGGGAAGAGUACAAUGAACUUGCAAUUCAAGAAGUACCACGUGUAUUACCACUUUGCUCUACGUCACGUUAUAGUGGGCGUAAAGAGAAAGCGCUUAGAAUAUAUUUGGAUGAUGAAUGAUCGUCCAUCGAACAUACACCCUCUGAAAAACAUUUGUUAAAUAGGCAUGUGUGGGAACAUGAAACGUUUGCGUACAAAGUGAUUACAUCGUGUCAGGUAUUUGUGGAAUGUAGUACUCAACAAU
Messenger RNA from Habropoda laboriosa, 3859 nucleotides. RefSeq names its product ubiquitin carboxyl-terminal hydrolase 47 (gene Usp47). Gene Ontology annotation, cellular component: cytosol; nucleus. Lineage: Eukaryota; Metazoa; Arthropoda; Insecta; Hymenoptera; Apidae. The annotation marks the transcript as partial. Gene Ontology annotation, molecular function: cysteine-type deubiquitinase activity; cysteine-type endopeptidase activity. Gene Ontology annotation, biological process: protein deubiquitination. The record is from RefSeq and is a predicted model, not a curated record. The transcript has 16 exons.